AGCUCGGCAGGAAAUGCCUGGCAUGAGGGCACGGCCGGGCUGGGGGCGCCCGUGCCUGCGCCCUUGACAGUGACUCUGAGCCAUGCACUGGACCCACGGAGCCGAUGAGAAUAAGAGAAUAAGAGAAAGAAAUAAGAGAAAGAAUAAGAAUAAGCAAGUUGCCCACUUUUAUACAGCUGGUAGGUGUGGAUUCCUGCUCCCCCCUGGCCAGCGCUCCCUGUAAUCACACAAUGGGAUUGUAAAGGAAGACGCUUCUGGGAGCUCCUUUGCAGCUUGCACUCUGUGGAUGAUGGGUGACGACGGUCCCUCUGAACACCCCAAACCCGUGGAAUUUCUUAACGUCUGUUUGGGAGACAGCCUGCAGCCCCACCCAGAAGUGCAACUGAGGGAAACGUGCAGCCCCCCUGACCCUCCAGAACCUUGUGGGGAACAGACCCCGGCCUUUGACCCUCCUGUUCCCAUCAGGCAAAAUGCUCCUCCUGCAGACUCCUGUGCUGAGCCCACACAGCUGGGGGACAACUCUUCCCAGGGUAGCCUACAGCAGGGCCAGAGCAGCUCCACCCAGGUGGUGUUCUGGGCAGGCAUCCUGCAGGCCCAGAUGUGCGUUUUGGACUUGGAGGGGGAACUGGAGAAGACAGAGGAGCUCAGGGCCGAGCUGAGCUGCGGCUUCCCCACUACUCCUGCAGACCUCCCAACUUCCUCCGCUAGCCCCCCAGGCCCCUGGGACUCAGGCCUCCACCCCAGCCCAUCUGCGGAAGAGUCCUCUGGGGAAGACAGCAGUGGGCCUGAGGGGGAGACUCAGAUCCCUGUGUGUUCCAGGGAGGGAACGCCAGGCUCUUCCCCAGAGUGGGGUCCUGAAGAGGAGAGCUUGUUCUUCGACAACCCCCUUUUCCUGGAAAGCCCUUGUUCGGACACGAGUGCUUCUGAAGCACGCUUUUCCUGGGGCUUCUCAACGUCCCUUGAGGAUGUCAGGACUAGAAUUGAGAGCCCACAGACGCAGGAGCCUCCACUCACAGAAGCCAGAGAGCCGUUGGAGCCGGGGAACGAGCCUGAUUGUGGGGGUGGCACCGCUAAUUCCAGUGGGCACACCACCCCUCCAUUCCCUGUGCCCAUCUACAGAACACACUCCCUUUCCUGGGCCACACCAGACAUCACCGAGGGGGCUCCUGUAUUACCUCCUGGCGAGGAGGAGAGUGAGACUGGUCUGGGAGAUAGUCUUAACCCUGCGCCCUCUGCAACACCCUGUGCAGACAAAGCAUCGCCCUGGGAAAUGGAACACGCUGGAUCUGAACCUAGCUCUGCCACACAUGCUGUGCAACCUUGGGCCCAGCCCAGCUCUGAGGACUGGCAGACAGAAGAGGGUCCUCUUCUCCCCGAGGGCAUAGGUGACAGGGAUGCUGAGUGUCCCCAGGAGUCAGCUUCCUACGCUCUGGCCCCCAGCCCCUGGGGGAGCCCAACCACUUCGCCGGAGCCUCGCAGCCCUGAGUCUGAGAGCAGGGGCCCCAGCUCCAGACCCAGCCCAGUGACGUCCCAGCAAGGCAGCCCACAACACCAGAGCUGCCCCACAGGCACUGCUCUUCCCGAGCGGACACUAGAUGCUUCGUGCCCUUCACUCUUGGAGACAGAUGGGGCAGAGCCAAGUUCCCUGGAGAAAGAGGAGGAAGGAGAGACCCCAGACCCAGAGAAGGAAGUGAGCAGCGAGGGCCCAGCGGGGCCAGCAGCUGGAGUCAUGCAGCCUGACGCCCCCUUGACUCCCACGGGAGGGCUUCCCGAGGACCCCGUGCCCCAAGCCCACUUCCCAGUGGAAGGCCAGAAGCCACAGGCUGGAGACAAGCUGGCUAAUGGUGUCAGCAGUGAGAAAGUGGCCUGGAACUUGGCCUCUCGCCUCUAUCACCUGGAGGGCUUCCGGAAGUCUGAAGUGGCUGCUCACCUGAGGAAGAACAAUGACUUCAGCAGGGCUGUGGCUGAGGAGUAUUUGUCCUUCUUCCAGUUUGGCGGCCAGAGCCUGGACCGUGCCCUCCGGGGCUUCCUCCAGGCCCUGGUGCUGAGUGGGGAGACUCAGGAACGGGAGCGAAUCCUCUACCAGUUCUCCAGACGCUUCCAUUACUGCAAUCCCGGGGUCUUCUCCUCAGUAGAUUCCGUCCACACCUUGACCUGUGCCAUCAUGCUCCUUAACACAGACCUGCACGGACAGAACAUCGGGAAAAGCAUGAGCUGCCAGGAAUUCAUCACCAACCUGAAUGGCCUGCGGGAUGGUGGCAACUUCCCGAAGGAGCUGCUGAAGGCCCUCUACUGGUCAAUCCGAAGUGAGAAGCUAGAGUGGGCAGUGGAUGAAGAAGAUGCAAGCAGGCCUGAGAAGGCCCAGUCAUCUCCCCUGGCUGGCAAGAUGGGCAGCCCCUUCCUCCAGCUAGCCCAGGACCCCACCGCGCCCACCUAUAAGCAGGGCAUCCUGGCUCGGAAGAUGCAUCACGAUGCAGAUGGCAAGAAGACGCCAUGGGGCAAGCGCGGCUGGAAGAUGUUCCACACCUUGCUGCGAGGGAUGGUCCUCUACUUCCUGAAGGGAGAGGACCACAGCCCUGAGGGGGAGAUUUUGGUGGGGCAGAUGGUGGAUGAGCCCGUUGGGGUGCACCACUCGCUGGCCACCCCCGCCACCCAUUACACCAAGAAGCCGCAUGUCUUCCAGCUGCGGACUGCAGACUGGCGCCUCUACCUCUUCCAGGCACCCACUGCCAAGGAGAUGAGUUCUUGGAUCACUCGCAUCAACCUGGCCGCUGCCACACACUCGGCGCCACCCUUCCCUGCAGCCGUGGGCUCCCAGCGCAGAUUUGUCCGGCCCAUCCUACCCAUGGGCCCUGCCCAGAGCUCUCUGGAAGAGCAGCAUCGAUCCCAUGAAAACUGCCUGGAUGCUGCCUCAGAUGACCUGCUGGAUCUGCAAAGGCACUUACCAGAGCGGAGGGGCCGCAGCCGAGAGCUGGAGGAUUACCGCUUGCGGAAGGAGUAUCUGGAGCAUGAGAUAACCCGCUAUGAGACGUACGUGCAGCUGCUGGUGACCCGUUUGCACUGCUCCUCGGAUGACUUGGACCUGUGGGAAGAACAGCUGGGGAGGGAGGCUGGAGACCUGCAGGAGGCCAAGCCCAGCCUGAAAAAGUCCCACUCCAGCCCGUCUCUGCACCAGGAUGAGGCCCCUACCACGGCUAAGGUGAAGCGCAACAUCUCAGAGCGUAGAACCUACCGGAAGAUCAUCCCCAAGCGGAACCGCAACCAGCUGUGAAGCCAGCACUGCCACUCACAGACACUGGCCCCUGCUCUGGGUUGGACCAGAGAUGAAACUCUGCAGAGCAGCCUUGUCUCCGUGCAUCCUUGAUGGGGGAGCGGGCCCUUUCCUCCCGGCUUCUCUUUCCCAGUGAAUAGCCCAUUUCCCCAUAGUCCUCAUCUCUCCCUUGCUCACUGGAGCUUCCCAGCACUGCUGUGCCUGCCCCUCAGGCAGUCCCUGGGCACUCCAAGGGAGGCAGGAGAUUGAGAAUUUGGCUCCAUUCCCAGAGUGUGUCCCAUGUCACCCUCCACCCCUCUGGAAUCCAGAGUGACCUCGUUUCCUGGGCCUGGGGACAGUCAGUAUUUUUUUGAGAAUCAGUUUGCCCUGUCCUGGGCUGCUGGAGAGAAUGAGGCAGCAGAGGUCUUUGGGCAGUCAGCGAGGGGAGCCCCAUCCCUAGGGGUGGUCUUGCUCUGGGCAGCAGGCGACCUGCUGCUAGAGAGCCUGGAGAUGCCGGCCAGCCUCCUGUGACAGGGAGCAGGGCCACUCAGCCCUGCAUGGGGGGGACAGCCUUCUGAGCAGGGCAGGGCUUCAGGUGGCCUACUGGCGGGGGGCAACCAGGUGAGGUUGACUGGGGCCUGUGCCUUUUUCUCCUUCUGGUUCCUUUCCCUAUAGUCAUCCAUGCACUAGGGGCUGACAGGAGGCCCCAUCUCACCCACCCAAUUGCUGAUCAACACACCGCACUGAUGGAGGUCAGUGAGAGCCAGAAGGGGUGUGGUCUCCAGAGCACUGUAGCGGCUGGGAACAAGGGGCCUUUGUUUCCCAGGCCACGGAAGGAGAUUCUUCGGGUACAGACCCCAGGAAGCUGAGAGUAAGAGAUGGUGGCACAUUACCCUUGGGGGUUCUCUGGACAAGAGCCCAGGCUCCCUUCUCAGACCCCCAUUCCUUACAGCUCCAUUCCUGAAGGCUCCAGGACCCCUUUUUGCCCUCCCCCGGCCAGCACAGGGGCUUUGCUGGCCUCCCCGGAAGUCUCCUUGUGCACCCUCUGGCUGCCUCCCAGCUGGGCCUGUUCUCGGGGGAGGUUCCGGAGGCUGAGGGUCCUGAGGCUCUGCCUGUGGGAAGGAGGCUGGGCUGGAGGAGCAGCCACCAUUGUCUCUGUUCAGCCAAGUGUGCGAGCAGGCUGCCUGCCCGCCGCCUGCUGGCUGACGCACUGCCUCUCCCUUCCUGCCGGCGCCCUCCUCCCUUCCAUAAUUGUAAGCAGCCCGGGGCCUGGAACGUCACCACGUGGGGCUGACCUUUGGAGACAUGAAGAGUCCUGAACCAGGGCCCAGAGCUGGACCAUGCACCCAAUGGGUGCGCAAUAAAAACAAGCCAAAGAAGGUGUGCAGGAGUGUGUGCGGAGGGGAGGGUCAGGCAGUUCUGGGUAGCUGGGGCUGCCUCCGGGUGACUUUUCUCUGAAUGCCUAUGUGUGUCUGUAUAUAUGCGUCUGGUGUGUGUGUGUGUGCAUGUCUGCAUGUGUGUACAACACUUUGUGCAGGGGUCACCCAUUUAUAAGCCUAUUAAAGCUGGAGGGGACCUCAGA
This is a messenger RNA of Talpa occidentalis (Iberian mole), 4832 nucleotides long. It is a transcript of the gene PSD4, whose product is annotated as pleckstrin and Sec7 domain containing 4. Gene Ontology annotation, cellular component: ruffle membrane. NCBI's taxonomy places the organism in Eukaryota, Metazoa, Chordata, Mammalia, Eulipotyphla, Talpidae. The transcript has 18 exons. Gene Ontology annotation, biological process: regulation of ARF protein signal transduction. Gene Ontology annotation, molecular function: protein binding; guanyl-nucleotide exchange factor activity; phospholipid binding. Bases 287 to 3271 code for a protein of 994 amino acids. The record is from RefSeq and is a predicted model, not a curated record.